Entelurus aequoreus (snake pipefish) is the source of this 1416-nucleotide messenger RNA. Its product is annotated as olfactory receptor 6N1-like. Bases 206 to 1084 code for a protein of 292 amino acids. The transcript has 3 exons. Lineage: Eukaryota; Metazoa; Chordata; Actinopteri; Syngnathiformes; Syngnathidae. Gene Ontology annotation, cellular component: membrane. The record is from RefSeq and is a predicted model, not a curated record. Gene Ontology annotation, molecular function: olfactory receptor activity; G protein-coupled receptor activity. Gene Ontology annotation, biological process: G protein-coupled receptor signaling pathway.
AAGUCACGUGACCUAGCCUGGAAAAAGACAAGGCUUUAGCCGAAACUGAACAUUCAAAAACUCGACGUUUAAAUAAUGAAAAAGAGCGACGCAAUUUAUUCAGCAGUCUUCACAAAACACUUGCAAGUCGUAUUGUCAUUCGUCUGGUGUUGAAAGGAGAUGACGAGACGGGGAAAUUCUAUUCAACUCUUGAGGACUGAGUCAUAUGACGACAAAGCUGCGACUUCUUCUGUUUUGCACCACGCUGUUGUGCUACUGUGUGAUUCUGCUGGUCAACGGCGUCCUUAUCGUCACCAUCGUACUGGAGAAAAAUCUCCAUGAACCCAUGUACGUUUUCCUGUGCAAUCUAUGCGUUAAUGCACUGUAUGGGACGGCGGCUUUUUACCCCAAAUUCCUGUAUGAUCUCUUGUCUGACAGCCACAUGAUAUCUUAUUUCGGGUGUUUGUUGCAGCUCUAUGUCAUCUAUUCCUACGCAGCGACAGAGUUCAGCAUUUUAGCCGUGAUGGCUUACGACCGAUACGUGGCCAUAUGUCGACCGCUGGAGUAUCACUCUGUCAUGACUAAAACUUGGGUGGUGUUUUUGGUGGCCUUCUCCAGACUUGUACCUCUGUUCAGCCAGGGUAUAACAUGGGUAUUGACCUCCAAACUGCAGCUGUGCGGCUCCUACAUACAGAAACUGUACUGCGAGAACUGGUCCAUCCUGACACUUUCCUGCACUUCCAUAACAACCAACAGUUCUGUCGGUUUCACUUUUACCAUGUUCUACUUGGGAUACGAUAUUUUCAUCUUCUGUUCCUACGUCCAGCUGAUUAAGUUAGCCCUGAGGUCCAAAGAGGGGAAGAAGAAGUUCUCGCAGACGUGUGUGCCGCAUCUGCUGUGUUUGCUGAACGUGACUGUGGCUUUGCUCUUUGACCUCAUGUACGCGCGGUACGGAUCCGAGUCCAUGGAUCAGAGUUUGAGGAACUUCAUGGCCAUCCAGUUCCUCAUGAUCCCACCUUUACUCAACCCUAUUAUUUACGGCCUUAAAAUAUCAAGGGUUCGCAAUAAUAUUCUGAAAUAUUUUACAAAGAAAAUGGUGGUUUAAAUGAAGGGAAGUUCUGACUGUUUUUGUGUGGAUGACAGAUGAACAAUAAAGAGGGUCGGUCUGGUAAAUGUUUUGUAGAAAAUCUCUUCAAAGUGACUUUUCUUAAUAUUUUGCUCAAGCUGGUGCACACAUUUGUAGUUUGCAAGCUGAAAAAAAUAAGGCUACUGUAGGAUCGACCUAACAUUUUUUUGUGUGUGUUAUAGGUUGCAAAAAUGUAACUCUUAUAUACAUUUUUUGACUGCAUCUGUUAUUUAUGUUACAAGGUAGUAGUGGGAUGGAACCACAUACAUGUUAAACCACCCCAUGUUGUGUACAACAGAAAUGUAUAAGCU